AUGAGCAAACGAAAACGAAUAACAACUGUUAUCCGUGGUGCAGCAGCCAUGCCUAGCACCACCGCAAUCACCAACACGAGCAAUCGUGCUGCUGCUGUGCCGCCUCGACCUAGGCGUCGAGAGCGUCAAAACUCUCUGCUGGUAUGGCUUGAUACCGAUUUCGACGAAUCCAAAGACAAUUAUAAAAUAUCAACACAACAUUUACGAAAUAUUUUAGAAACAGUGACAACAUUUACAGACAUUGAUGAAUGUAUUGAUUUUCUAAGUGAUAUUGAAAAUGAAAAUGUAUUUAUGAUCAUCUCUGGUGCCCUCGGACAACAUCUAAUACCGGUAAUUCAAGAAUGCUCACAAUUAACUUCCAUUUAUGUUUUAUGUGACAAUCAAUCGACUCACCAGGAAUGGACCAAAACAAUACCUAAGGUAAAAGGUGUGUACACACAAAUUGAACCGAUUUGUGACGCAUUACAAAUCGAUCAAGAAAAUUGUGAUCGAGCUAUGAUCUCGAUAAGUUUUAAUAGAAUCGAUCCAUUAUUUAUGUAUACACAAUUGUUAAAAGAAGCACUUUUGGAAAUAGAAGAUGAUGAUGUAAAAUCGAUUAAGGAACUCGUUGAAUACUGUCGUCUGCAAGACGAUGUUUCCAAAACAACGCUUGACAAGAUCGAACGAGAAUAUUGUAAUCAUUCACCCAUUUGGUGGUACACAGGUCCAUAUUUUAUCUACUCAAUGCUCAAUUAUGGUCUUCGACAAAUGGAUGUUGAUAUUAUCCAGAAGAUGGGUUUCUUCAUCCGACAUCUACAUCAGCAUAUUACCGAACUACAUCGCGAACAAAAAGCCAGCAUGCCAACAAAUUUUCAAGUCUUUCGUGGACAAGGUUUGUCCAUGGAAGAUUUUGAAAAAAUGAAAAAAACCAAAGGAGGACUUAUGUCCUUCAAUAACUUCCUAUCGACAAGUCGCAAUCGCGAGAUAUCUUUCAGAAACUUUGCACGACCAGCAGCAUUAAAUACAAAUUCAAUUGGUAUUCUCUUCGUUAUGAACAUUGACACGGCUAUUUGCACAAAAUCCUCAACACCAUUUGCUGAAGUAAGCAAAGUUGGCUACUACAAAGGUAAAGAGGAAGAAAUACUCUUUUCAACACAUGCGAUUUUUCGUAUCGAUCGCAUUGAACAAAUUCACGAUAAUCACUCUGAUCGGCUAUACAAAGUCACUCUCACUAUUGUCGGUAAUGACAAUCAUGAAUUGAACACACUUACAGCACAUCUGCGAGGAGAGUCCACUUGGGCAACAGGAUGGGCUCGAUUUGGUCACAUACUUAUUAAACUUGGUGAGCCUGAAAAAGCACAACAACUCUAUCAGAUCCUCAUUGAAAAGGCACCUUCUGAUAAAGAUCGAGCGGAAUACAAUCAUCAACUUGGCUGGGUUUCUAGACACCUAGGCGAGUAUUCAAAAUCACUUUUAUAUUACGAAAAAUCACUGGAUAUUUACAAGAAAAUUCUCUCUCCGAAUGAUCCCAACUUGGCUUCUUCCUACAACAACAUCGGUAAUGUGUAUCAUAACAUGGGCGACUACUCGAAAGCACUUUCAUCGUAUGAACGAACACUUGAAAUGCAGAAGAUAGCUCUCCCUCCGAAUCAUCCCAACUUGGCUACUUCUUACAACAACAUCGGUUCGGUGUAUAAUAGCAUGGGCAAGUAUUCGAAAGCACUUUCAUCGUAUGAACGAUCACUUGAAAUCCGUAAAAUAGCUCUCCCUCCGAAUCAUCCCGACUUCACUCAAUCUUACAACAACAUCGGUUCUGCGUAUUGUAACAUGGGCGAGUACUCAAAAGCACUUUCAUCGUACGAACGAUCGCUUGAAAUCCAGAAAAUAGCUCUCCCUCCGAAUCAUCCCGACUUGGCUGGUUCCUACAACAACAUCGGCGAAGUAUAUAGAAACAUGGGCGAAUACUCAAAAGCACUUUCAUCGUAUGAACGAUCACUUGAAAUCUGGAAAAUAGCUCUCCCUCCGAAUCAUCCCAACUUGGCUGCUUCCUACCACAACAUCGGGUUGGUGUAUAAUAACAUGGGCGAGUACUCGAAAGCACUUUCAUCGCACGAACGAUCACUUGAAAUCCGUAAAAUAGCUCUCCCUCCGAAUCAUCCCGACUUGGCCACUUCCUACAACGGUAUUGGUUUGGCCUACGAUAAGAUGCGAGAGUAUUCGAAAGCACUUUCAUACUUUGAAAAAGCACGUGGUAUUUGGGAAAAGGCUCUCCCUUCGAAUCAUUGGUAUAUUUCACAUGUAAAAGGAAACAUUGAAAAUGUGAAAAAGAAAAUGUAA
This is a messenger RNA of Rotaria sp. Silwood1, 2316 nucleotides long. The record is from the annotation of a GenBank genome assembly. Lineage: Eukaryota; Metazoa; Rotifera; Eurotatoria; Philodinida; Philodinidae.